Messenger RNA from Suillus subalutaceus, 534 nucleotides. RefSeq lists its product as uncharacterized. The annotation marks the transcript as partial. The record is from RefSeq and is a predicted model, not a curated record. The transcript has 2 exons. Lineage: Eukaryota; Fungi; Basidiomycota; Agaricomycetes; Boletales; Suillaceae.
GUUGGACGUGUCCGUGAGAUUCUCAUAUCAUCCGAGGAUCUGGACGCUGUUGUUCAUGUUGGACUCCAGCUCUUUUCAUUCGCAGACACUUUGCAUACUUCUGUCCGUCUACCCUGUCUGAACCUGACCGAUGAUGAGGUUGUCACAAUGGCGGUGGAUAUCAUAUGUGUUGUUAAUCUCCAGCACAACUGUGUUGAUUCACAAUGUUCAGACACCAUCCUGCAACCUGUGCGCCAAGAACGGCUUGAAACUUCUCGUAUGAAACCCAUCAUUCGGCAUAAGUCAACCCCACACUACUUCAUCAACGCCUACUCUAUUCAUAACUAUGAUCAUAUCCAUCUUGUACUUCCUGAGACACUCCGUGAAUCACCGCUGAGAGUUACAAAUGUGGCAGAGGUUCGGGAAAUGGCCGUACAACAGAUGAAACAGAAGAAGGCUUUGAAGAAAUCCGGUGAUGCACCCCAACUAGAUGACCACAUGGAGCACGAUACCCAGAUCCCUCCAAUGGUAGCUCCCACAUUCGAUCGCCCCCCC